AUGCCAUUGGCAACAAAACCUUCGAAUGAGGUCCAAGUGUUCACUGGACUCGACUGUCUCCACUUCUUGGUAUUGUCCAAUGUCCGACCUUUGGUGCCAUCAAAUGGAGGCCAGGGGCAACAAUUCCCAUCUCUUCUUGGACAGGAAUCCCUGUACAAUGUCACAUUUGAUGAGGUGCAUGAUCAGCUCGGAAUGGUAGGGAACCCUUUGAGUGCAAUGAAUGUUGAUGAGCUAAGAAAUGUGAUAUCCGUUGAAGAACGCCUGCUGGUGCAAAACCCUCCUCCUACUUCGUUAUCUUCCUCGUCUUUUCUUGGGAAUUUUAAUCUGAAUGGGGCAUCAAGUAAGAAAACUAUCGAUGAGGUGUGGAAGGAAAUUGCCAACCAAGAACGUGUGAACGCCUUGGAUAACCAAUUAAUUCGGCAACAACUUGGCGAAGCUACGCUUGAGGAUUUUCUAGUUCGAGCUGGUGUAAUCGACGAAGGAAAUGAAAAUGGAGUAUUUAGUCAUCAACCUAUUAUGGAGGUUGAUCCAGUGGUUGUAGUGUCACAGCAGACAGAUUUGUUACAGUAUCAGAUGGCUGCUGUGCAACAACAGCAGCAGCAGAUGAGAGUGUUGGAUUCGAAUUUUCAUAUGUCUGAAGCUGCUUAUGAGAACCAUGUUGUGAAUGUUGGAUACUCGGAGAACCAACUGUCUAUGACUAUGGCAGUGUCAGCAAUGUCAGCAACAUCUUCAGAGUCUCCGGUGGUUGCUGAAAAGAAGUGUCGUUAUGCAGACGAGAUGAUGAAGAAGACUAUUGAGAGGAGGCAGAAGAGGAUGAUCAAGAAUCGGGAGUCGGCUGCAAGGUCAAGAGCAAGGAAACAGGCUUAUACCAAUCAGUUGGAGCAUGUAGUGAUCCUAAAGGAAACCGUGGAAUCAAAUGCCAAUCCAACGCAGUUGAUGCACAUAAGCCAGCCCUACUCUGAUGAGGCAGUAGAUUACAGAAACAAACCAAAUGACAGCAUAAAUUCCAAGAGAGAGCCUGAAGGAGCAGGAGAAGAAAAUAGAGAAGAAGACCGAGGAUGA
Messenger RNA from Dovyalis caffra, 1062 nucleotides. The record is from the annotation of a GenBank genome assembly. NCBI's taxonomy places the organism in Eukaryota, Viridiplantae, Streptophyta, Magnoliopsida, Malpighiales, Salicaceae.